This is a messenger RNA of Suillus clintonianus, 1487 nucleotides long. RefSeq lists its product as uncharacterized. The record is from RefSeq and is a predicted model, not a curated record. NCBI's taxonomy places the organism in Eukaryota, Fungi, Basidiomycota, Agaricomycetes, Boletales, Suillaceae. The coding region runs from base 135 to 1487 and encodes 450 amino acids. The transcript has a single exon.
GCUGACCCUCUCCCAGGACCGCCCUCCUCCUUGUUGCGGCCUACAAUGAAGCGCACAGAUCCGACAAACCCGACACCAAAGUGCGCACGGUCGAGGAUGCCGUGGGUGCUGCCAACUCCACCGAGUACACAACCAUGAUCGACGCCCUUAAGAAGUAUCUCAGCCAAGAGAUCGCCGCCUAUAUUGGCCUUUGCUACACCUUCACCACCGUCAGCAUUGCCGCCAAGGACGAGUUCGGCAUUCCCUUCUCCUAUCGCUCCCAAAACUUCUUUGCGGUCAGCACUUCGAAGGCCGAACAGACCAAAAACCGUUCCGAUCUAGACAGUCAGGAAGCGGCGCUUCGCUGCAAGCUCGCGAACUACUCCACCCAAUACUUCGAGGACCAGACCCGGGCCCUCCCUUGCGACGACGAGUUCGACUUUACUUUCGGCAAAGGAACUACACGCCGUUACUACGUGGAGCAGCAGCUUUGGGAGGCGAUGCGCUCCAUGAAAUCGGCCGUCGUCGGCAAGGAUGGAAGCGAGCUUCCGCUCAUGCCAAUCUACAACCAGAUGCGCGCCAUCGGCUUGCAAGAGUUCCAUGCCCACCGCUCCAUCAUCGUCGUCGUCCGCCGCAUCCAACUCCACCGCGUCACCGAGGAAGGGGAAGGGGAAGAGUACGAGGACGAGGAUGUGCUCCAGCACGAGCUCGGUGAACCGGAGCCCCCCUCCAACAUCACAUACACGCUUGGAACUGCCCGCGCCCUUUACUUCACACCCAACCCCGACACUGGCCACUUCGAGUUCGUCGCCAACCCGACGCCUGUGGAAAAGGAAACACCCUGCCUCUACAUCCUUGCCUGGAGUACCUACUUCGAUGACGCCACCGGAAGCGGUCUAAACUCUGCCGACCACGAAGAGUACUUCGCGGCGCUCGUGCAGUCCGACCCGUGGUGGUUGGUCAUGCAGUAUAGCGCAGGCCAUCCCCCCUACACCGGAAGCGCCAAGGACAGAACCCCCCACCACGACACCGGCUUUGACCAGGCCUGCAAGCACCAGGCCUUGAGCUUCACCUACUCCCGCGAGCACUGCGAAGGUUUCAACCUCAACAGUCAUAUCUCCGGAGAACACCGCCCCAAUCUCUGCAACGAAUACCGAAUGGCCUCCCUCAUGGCGGUUACCCGUGGCAUUACCUCUUGCCAGGAGGUCAAGAUGGGUGAGCCCGGCACCUCCUAUCUCCGCAUCAAGCGCCCCGUCGAUUUCCAGAUCGACCACCUCCAGGCCAUGUCCCUCUCUCAGGCCAUCAAGGGCUGCGAAGACUUGAUCAGGUUCCACGAGAAGGUCGAGGCGGCGGGAGCAAUCAUCGGCCCCUUCGUCGUCAGGAUGGGCACGGGCGCUGUCAGUUGCACUGACCGCGACCACGCGGACCUGAUGACCAAAACCAAGAACGUGAAUGCUGUAAAGAAGUACUAUCUUGAGAAAUAUCCCAACAACGAGAUUUUGUUUUAG